UCUUCACUUCCGGGUUAGCGCCGGCGCAGACUGCUGUGGGAAAGAAUAUUUGACCUAUAUGAGAAGCCGUAGUCGGCCGGAGUGCGAGCCGAGGUGGAUUAUGGGAAAAGAUGGCGGCCGUUGCUCACCCCCAGGUUGUCCGCGCUCUGCCAAUGUCACGUUCUGCCAUUGCUGCAGUAGCCACAUCUGCAUUUCAUGGCCCGCCUUACCGCCGACUCCAUCACGCAGUCAUCCCUCAUGGUAAAGGUGGGCGUUCCUCUGUCAGUGGGAUUGUGGCCACUGUAUUUGGAGCAACAGGAUUCCUGGGACGAUAUGUUGUCAACCGCCUUGGACAGAUGGGGUCACAAGUGAUCCUGCCCUAUCGAUGUGAUACUUACGACAUCAUGCAUCUUCGGCCCAUGGGUGACCUGGGCCAGCUUACCUUUCUGGAAUGGGAUGCAAGAGACAAAGAUUCUAUCCGAAGAGCAGUACAGUACAGCAAUGUGGUCAUCAACCUUGUCGGACGAGACUGGGAAACCAGAAACUUUGAUUUUGAGGAUGUUUUUGUGAAGAUUCCCCAAGCAAUAGCUCAAGCGUCUAUGGAAGCUGGAGUUGAAAAACUCAUUCAUGUUUCUCAUCUGAAUGCUGACAUUAAAAGCACUUCUAGAUACCUGAGAAGUAAGGCUGUUGGAGAGAAAGAAGUAAGCGAUGCAUUUCCAGAAGCCACUAUCAUAAGGCCAUCGGACAUCUUUGGAAGAGAGGAUAGAUUCCUCAAUCAUUUUGCAAAUAUUCGUUGGUUUAUUGGUGUGCCUCUUGUUUCCUUGGGCUUGAAGACGGUGAAGCAACCGGUAUAUGUUGUUGAUGUAGCAAAAGGAAUUAUUAAUGCAGUUAAAGAUCCAGAUGCCAAGGGAAAAACCUUCGCCUUCGUUGGGCCUAAUCGGUACCUCCUCUUUGACCUCAUGCAGUACAUCUUUGCUGUGUCUUACAGACCCUUUUUUCCAUACCCUGUUCCUCAUUUUGCCUAUCGAUGGUUGGCAAGGCUCUUUGAGAUGAGCCCAUUUGAGCCCUGGACAACGAGAGAUAAAGUAGAGCGGAUUCACAUCACAGACAAGAUACUGCCUCACCUGCCCGGCCUAGAAGACCUUGAUGUUCAGGCAACACCACUGGAGCUCAAGGCCAUUGAGGUGUUGCGGCGCCAUCGCACUUACCGCUGGCUGUCAUCUGAACUUGAGACCGUGAAGCCUGCCAAGACCGUCAACUUUUAGUGGCCCUGCACAGCCCUUCAUUUUGGUAUCACUUGAGUUGUGUGGCUCUCAUAAGCCUGUGUUCUUUAGAGGAUCUUGUACAGAGUGCUAAGAUCCUUCUAUUAAAACAUCUGAGGUUAGCUCCUGCAGCAUUCUCUUUCUUGAUUUGUAAAAGAAAAAUUCCCAGCCAUUUAGAACUUGAGCAUAAUUUUCUUUAAAUACAUGUGUAUAUAUUUAGUGAUGACACGUCAUUUUUUUCUCUGAAACACUGAAGGGUUUGAAUUUCCCUAUCUGAGUCAAGCUACUUAUAGCGUAUGUUCUAGAAGACUAGCCCUCCCAAAGUCAAAAUAUUGUGAUGAUCCGAGGUGAUGUAUAGUUUUCUCCAAUUUAAAUGGAAAAAUGUACAGUGUCUUUAACUAAUCUGAAUUUAUUCAUACUUUAAACGGUGCUACACAUGAAGUAUCAUCAGAAUAUACAGUGACUAUUUAAAUUUAAUGUCUGUGUAGCAGUAAAAGGCACAUUUUAAUUAAUCUCCCCGCACAGUACUGUCCCUUCGUUUUGAACUCUUUGUCCUACCAUUUUUGCCACUUUCUAAAGCAGUUUUGAUCAAAACACUGUGAAGCCAGCUGUUGAGUGCUACCCAGCAGAAGGCAGACUCCUUCAUUUCAUUGUGUCCUCAUCUGCAUAUUCAGUGAAUCUGGCACCAUGCAGUUUCGGACUCCUUCUCAAAGUUAAAAUGACCACUAAAGUAAACAUGUGGAAUCGAGUCAGGACAUUGAGGCAGCCAUGACAGUGUAAUGAAAGACAUGAAAGAGGACUUCCAGAACUGCUUCAGAAUGUGGCAGGGAUGAUGGAAGACAUCUGUUUUAGGCAAGAGUGUUCUGUAAGAGAUUAGUGGCUGUGUGUCUGUCACUGUAUUUACCUUUUAAACUUGGACAUUCACCAUAUUUUUUGAUCUCACCUUUGUAGAUGUGGAUUCUCAGAUCCUUACUAUCUUGGAAGUGAGCUAUCUAAGGCUUCCUGCCUAUUCUGUUAGGACCAAUGUAGAUUAUUCCAGGCACUUAGGUAUAGAGAGAUUCUUUUCCCUGUAAAACAGAUGCUUCAACCUCUUUGUCAGUGAUGCGAGUGCUUAGAGAUCAGAACUUUUGGUUUAAGUUGUUACUUUGCAUCCAAGAUCUAGGAAACACUUUGUUUAUUGUUGGCAAAUCCCUCAGUACUGUAUGAUUAAACCUGUCCAUAAUCUGUGGCGAAGCCAACACAUUGCUAUCCUACGUACGUUCUCCACUGGAUUUCAGCUCCCUGAUCUGUAGAAUGAGAAGGUCCCUAAAACCCUGUCUGGGCACAGUAACAUACAUGUUGGAAGUGAGUUCUGAACCUGCCCACUCUAUAUCUCCAAGAUCUUUUGUCCUGGAGUGAGCAACAGUGUAGCCUGUGCAUCUGUUGCAUCAGCAUGAUAGCAGCUUUGUGAGUUUGUUGGGAAGGUCAGUGCCAUAUCCCAGGAAUGCUGGAACAGAAUCUGCAGUUCCUGGGUAUCCAGGAGGCCCGUGUGCCCAUGUGAGCGUGAGAAGCAGUGCUACUGAAAAGAGCUGCCGAAGGGCGUGUGUAGCCCAUGCUAAUGAUCUGUGUUGCUGAGUGUUAGAACCUCAGGAAGCAGGGCCGGUGAUUCUGUGUUUUUAGACAUGCAGUUUAUUCUUGUGCACACUAACAUGUAAGAAUCAGUGUACUGGGACGUGGAGCCCAACUCAGCUUCAUGCAUUUUUCUUCAGAAUAGAUAUCUCUUUAUUUUGGAUAAGACCUUUGCUGGCCAUAAGUAAUCAGCAGAUGCACAGAAUGGGAGAUUUGAUUUGAAAACAAAUAGUAGAGCUAUGGGGAAUAGUAUCAUUUCCUAAACAUUUUUCUUAUCUCUGAAUUGUAUCAUAAUCAACACUCUGUUUUCUUUCUCCAAAACUAAUUCAGCCAGCAUAUAUUUUCUUUCUUAUCACAUGUAAUGUCCCAUUUUAUAACAGGUAUUUUAUUGUGCCCCUUUUUUUACCUGAAAGGAAAAUUAUGGUUACAUAUGUAAUCACCUACUUAUGCAAUCAAAAUGAAAGGAAAGUAGUACACAAUGAGAUGACCUAUAUGUAGGUGUGUGGACACAACGACAUGGAGGGCACAGUGAGGUUUCAGUUGCUCGCAUCUGCGUGGGCCAGUCUCCUGCAUGCCAUAGCAACAGUUGCAGAUGGCUUUGGUGCUGGAGUUGGUGAUGUGGCCUCUCAAUGUUGUGAAUGGUGUUGGUGCCAUACUGGCAGUUGAAAUAGUAAAUUACUUCUCAUAAAGUUUAGAAAAGCACUAUAAUUGUCUUAGUCAUUCUCUUAUUACUGUGGCACACACAGGACACCCACAGCUUAAAGGCAGAGAGAUUUAUUUUGGCUCACGCUUACAGUCCAUGUUUGGCUGGCUUUCCAAGGGAGAACAUGGUGUGGUAGAAGGGCCAGGAAGGAAGAAGCUGCUCACUUAGUGGUCCGGAAACUGAAGGAGAAGGGAAGGGCCCAAAGGAAAAGUCACCCUUCUAGUUUAUGUCCCAGUGACCUACUUCUUGCAUCCAGACUCCACCUUAACAGCAAGUUAGGUGUGUCAUCCCCAUGACUUAGUCACCUCCCAAAGGCUCCAUUUGUAAGCACAAGAGGCCUUUGGGGACAGUUUUUAUUUAAACCACACCAAUAACCCUCCCUAGAUUUACAUGAUGAUUGCAUUCUUAGAAAACUAGCUUGUAUUAAACUCAUCAAAGAUCCCUUAUAUUUAUAAAAUGUGGAUUCUAAGUUUACAUGACCAUCAGUUGGUUUUAAAAAGCUCUGUGCAGUGUUUCACUUCUUCAUUUCCAUAUUCUGCACCAUAUAUGUUACCAUUCCUGGUUCCCACCCACCACAUGUGAAACAAAGCUCUUCAAAAGUGCAUAUUCCAGUACCUGCUUACAGUGAGGAUGUCAGCUGCUAAUGUUACUAUCAUGAAUGGCCUUGUGCGAGAUGAUAGGCCUAUAAGGAGGAACAUGACAAGCAUAACUCAUUCCCACUGACUUGAACCACCAGUGGUAUAUGCAUGACUGUCCCAUCAGAGAAUUUGUGCCACCCAGUUGGACUGUCUGAGGCUACCAAGUGGGGCAGUCAGCAUAGGCCACCUUUUUAUCAGAGCUGCUUAGUACAUACAGAAUAAAACAUACAAAUUGCUAUCCCAUCACGAACAUGUUAAUGGCAGGAAACUGAUAGAAACAGUCAUUAUUAUAUCUCAGUGUAGACUUUAGAUUUCCUAGAGGGCAGUUAAUUAUAGUGAAAUUUUCAAAUUAUGUAAUUUAUUGAAGUAAUAAAAUUAAUAUUUAAACUUCUAAAAACCACAAGUUUGAUUAUUUAUGAAUCUAGUACAUUUUGCAAUUGCUUCUAAGAAGUUAUCAUGAGUUACUUAAAUUUUUUAAAGAUGUUUUAAACUGCACUUUUAUUUCAUUUUAAUUUUUUGCAAAAUGUGAAACCUAUUUACCUUUAUUCUUUGCUUAAUCUUACCAGUCAUCUAGCAGGACUUAAUAGAUGCCUUUCCAAGAGACAUAGACUAAGAUGUGUUUAUAUAACUUCAGUAAACUUCAGCACAGUAGUAAUGAGAGAUGCGGAAUUCUUUGGUAUGGGUCAAAACAACAAGGAAGGAAGUCAUAGGAAAGAAUAAAUUGAAACUGUUACAACUGAGAAACUACUUGUUAUAUUUUACUGUGAUGUCACUUUCAUUUUCAGAUAAGCAUGAUAGCAUAAGUCAAGCUCAAUAAAUUAGAAAUCUUCAUCUUUAAAUUUACCUUGACUUUGAAUCAUUACCAUAUUAAAAACCAGAACAGUUAGAUAAACAUAUAGGAAAGGGUACUAUUAAACCACUUGCUGGAGUUGGUUGCUGGAUGCAUUGACUUGUUUUGUAGAAAAGAAAUGGUGCAUCUCAGUUUGCUUACAAGCUAGGAGAUCACUUUGAAUUCUGCAUUUCCUAACUGCAAACAGAAUAUGGCACAAAGGAUAUAAAUAAACUGGUUUUUAAGCUGAGAGCCAGCCCCAACAAUAGUACGCUAUUUUAAAAGACCUAAGGCAAUGAAUUCCAUUUCCAGUGGAAGAAAAGAACUAUACAAACAAGCUAAACUACACUUUUAAAUUUAACUAGUUUUUUGAAGUUUUAUAAUCCUUAAAGACUCUAGUAAAGUCUUUAAGUAAAUGAAUUAAUUGUCUAGGUAGUGAUCUUAAAAGCUAACAAUGAUUAUAAACUUAUUAACAUGCCUAACCUUUUCAACUUAAUUUUUAAGUUCUAGUUUAAUGUAUAUUUUACUUUGGAAUAGGAUAAAUCUGUUAGACUCUCAAAUCCAGAUUUCUUGCAUGUUACAAAUACUUUAAAUAAUAUUCUGGGAUACAUAUUGGGAGAUUCUUUUCAUGAUAAAGAGGAAUGAAUGGAGCUUCUGUUUGGAGGGGCUGUUCACACAGGGGUGUCAGGCACACCCUCCCUGAGCUACAUUCACAGCUCGCACCCUCUGGAUUCAAGCUGUACAAAACCUCCUCCUCACACCUGGCUUGACCCUGCAAUCCUGCACUUCCAGCCAGUUCCCAUUGCAUUUCCAUAUAUUAUUACACUUAGCAUUAAACCUAUGUACCUUGAAAAAUCUCUUUGCCUUCUGAUUCUACUCUGAAUUCCUUCCACAAAGGUGAGGUGCCUUGCUAUAUAUCUAGGCCUUCUCGUAUAUAUCCCUCAGCUUUGCUAGACCUUUAUUAAACUCUUUAUCCUAAAAGCAAGUACAAGUUGUAUCCUGGAAGCUUGUAUAUGAAAAUGCCUGCAAAGAGCAGAGAGUAGUAUAAGGAAGAGCUCAGAUGCUGAAAGUUCAGGGCAAACUCCAUUGAAAAUGAAUUUUUAAAGCUGCAUUUUGAAGGUAACAAGUGAACUUUGUAUGUUUUGUGUGUGUGUGUAUGUGUGUGUGGAGUAGCUGUCAUUCCUGAAAGGCAGGGAGAGACCUCUGUUUUAUAAAUGAUGAAAACAAAGACUUAGAGAAGAUAAAUUAUGUCAAAGAGCCAAGUUCAUUUUCUGGCCUAGAUCUGUCUCUACAAAACUCAUGUCUAGUUCCAGCAAGGAGGAAGCUCAGAAGAAAAGCUUUACCUCCUUUUCUCCUCCUCUUCCUCCUGCUAAGUUUUUUUUUCUUUCAGUAUAAGGGAUUGAACCCAGGGCCUUCACACUGACCUACAUCUCAAGUCUUUUUCAAAUUCGAGAGCUUCUCACCGAGUUGCUAAAUUGUGUCUGGACUCAGACUUGUAAUUCUCCUGCCUCAUCCUCCCAGAGUGCUGGAGUUCCAGGUGGACACUAGCACACCCAGCUCAGACUUGCAUUUCUGCCAGGUUUCAGUGAAGGGGAGUUGGGAUGGGCUGGAAAAUAUGCUGGAGAAAGCUUUCCUGUGCAGGGAAGAUCCAAGAGAGGAUGCGGUAAGAGUCCUCAGUUGUUGUGACAGUUGAAAGUGUCAAAGAAAGACAAGCCCAGAUUUAGUGAAGAGAUUUUUGUUUGACAAGAUUACUGGUGGAGAGAUGGGAAGGAUUGUUUUGGUGCAGGAGGGAAGACAGAAUGAGCCGAGAGGAUUGUGAGUUUAAGACCAGCCUGUCUCAGGCAUCCUGUCCAAAGAGAGAUCAUGAUGCUUAACAUUAGGAAGAAGCCUGUCUCAAGUUUUGUCAAGCUGAGGGAAAUAUUACAGCCACUGUCUUGAUCAGAGGUACCAAAGUUUUAAGUCCCUCAGGGUGAGGAAACCGUAAUCCCAGCAGAGGAAGGACCACCAUCAUGCUUUCCCCUCAAGUACCUGAAGAACAGUGUGUAUUCAAAUGACACACUUUGCCUAUUACAGUGAAAGGAACAAAGACAGCAGUGUACAGUACCUUUGUAAUCAUCUAUUAGGGCUAGGCCCAAAAUUGUCCCUGCACAGCACAGUGAGAUCUAAGGUCAUCUGGUGUGCACAUUUGUCCUAAGUGGCCUGCAAACACCACAGUGUCAUUCUGAACCCAGCUUGCCACAGCCGGCCACCCACUGAUCACAAAGUAAGACCAUUUCCUGGAACAUUUUUAAGCUCUAACCACAGUAACCACAUGAAAGUAAGACUUGACUGAGAUUAAAAAUUUCUUUCUUUAAUUUAUUUUGAAAAUAUAUGAUUAAAUCCCCUGGAACAAUAGUGUGCUUCCAAGAAAACACCGAAGAGAACAAAGAAUAUGUUUUGCAACAGUGAAGCCAUUCCAAGGUGACUUCUAAGAUGAACUGUGGCAGAUGAUCACCAUGGAAACAGCAAAGCUAAUCACUGAUUCCCUAAGCUGGCAAGUCAUUGUCACAUGCACAAAAAACGCAAGUUGUGACUUGUAUACUACCACCUAACCUCUUAUCCGCCCUCUCCCACAAGGAUGUACUUACCUUUGAAAUAAAGUCUGCUUUUGCUUUCACAA
This is a messenger RNA of Cavia porcellus (domestic guinea pig), 7678 nucleotides long. RefSeq names its product NADH:ubiquinone oxidoreductase subunit A9 (gene Ndufa9). The record is from RefSeq and is a predicted model, not a curated record. Gene Ontology annotation, molecular function: protein-containing complex binding. Lineage: Eukaryota; Metazoa; Chordata; Mammalia; Rodentia; Caviidae. Gene Ontology annotation, cellular component: mitochondrion. The transcript is spliced from 11 exons. Bases 111 to 1244 code for a protein of 377 amino acids.